Triticum dicoccoides is the source of this 786-nucleotide messenger RNA. RefSeq names its product protein RADIALIS-like 4. The transcript has 2 exons. Gene Ontology annotation, molecular function: DNA-binding transcription factor activity. The record is from RefSeq and is a predicted model, not a curated record. The coding region runs from base 110 to 364 and encodes 84 amino acids. NCBI's taxonomy places the organism in Eukaryota, Viridiplantae, Streptophyta, Magnoliopsida, Poales, Poaceae.
GCCCGGUGAUCUAGCAACCGUAGUAGCACUAGUAGUAGUAGUAGUAACAGUGGUCAUUGCAAUCCACCUUAGUUUUCUUUCCUGUUGAGAAGCCACAGCCCAGUCAAGCAUGAGUUCAUCGUGGACAUUCAAGCAGAACAAGGUGUUCGAGGAUGCGCUGGCCAAGUACGACAAGGACACGCCAGACAGAUGGCAGAACGUGGCGCGGGAGGUUGGCGACGGCAAGACGGUGGAGGAUGUGAAGAAGCACUUCGCGGAGCUGGAAAAAGACGUGGACGACAUUCAUACAAACGGUGCCGGCAGCAGCAGCAACAACAUCAAGGGCGGUUCCAGCCGCGGUGGCAGCAGCCAUGGGCAGAGGUAGCCAAGGUACCUGAAGAGCCAGUGAUCGCUGGGCUGGUGCAAGACUCGAGCACAGCUAGCCUCCUGCCUCUGCCUGUUUUCCAGCCUGAAGCCAGUACUGCUCUAUCUACACUACUAGAUACACAUGACCCCAUGGUGAUCGUCAUCCGGUCAUGUAGCUAGCUGAAGUAGCUAUUGCUCUCCAAUGAUGAUGGCACUACGACAAGAAUAAAGUCCGAGACAUAAUCAAGUCCCGCAUCGGAGCUGUAUCUUCCGUAUAUUUUGUACGCAUUGUCUUCGUGUAUAUGACCCACACCACGAGCCAUGUCCCCAGCUAUAUUGUACCGCCGGAGGUAUCGGACGCGACGGGCGCUUGUACGCUGGUGCCGUGGUCUGUCUCCCUGUCGAAUCUGUUACCUGAUAUAUAUAUUUGUCUAAUGGAAA